CAUUGUCCGUAACAGUCUGGGCUCGACGGCCCGGUGCAUCAUGGGAGAUGUAGUCCCCUGUACCCCUCCAGUCGGGCGCCGACUUCCCAGUGCCUGUGGCGCGGCGACGAGGCGGGGACUGCCGCUCCCAGAGAGGCGGCCGGGGCCCAGGGCCCGCUUGCCGGCGCCGCUCAGCGAUAGGUGGCUGAGGAGAACCGGUGCGCGCCUGCGCAGGAGGCGGCGGCGCUGGGCAGUGAAGUUGGUCAAAGCGCCGGGGAUAAGAUGCAUAAGCUUAAAUCGUCUCAGAAGGACAAGGUCCGCCAGUUUAUGGCAUUUACCCAGGCUGGUGAAAGGACUGCUAUAUAUUGCUUAAUGCAGAAUGAGUGGAAACUAGAAGUGGCAACAGACAACUACUUCCAGAACCCAGACUUGUACUACAAAGAAUCCAUGAAAAAUUCAGUAGACAGAAAGAAAUUAGAACAAUUGUAUAACAGGUACAAAGACCCACAGGAUGAAAAUAAAAUUGGUAUUGAUGGAAUCCAGCAGUUUUGUGAUGAUUUAAGCCUGGACCCUGCCAGUAUCAGCGUCUUGGUCAUAGCAUGGAAGUUCAGGGCAGCCACUCAAUGUGAAUUCAGUAAAAAGGAAUUUGUAGAUGGCAUGACAGAGUUGGGGUGUGACACCACAGACAAGCUGAAAGCUCUACUGCCAAGAUUGGAACAGGAGCUAAAGGAUCCAAUAAAGUUCAAAGAUUUUUAUCAGUUUACCUUUACCUUUGCUAAAAACCCUGGACAAAAAGGUUUAGAUUUAGAAAUGGCAAUUGCAUAUUGGAUUUAGUCUUAUCAGGAAGGUUUUUAAUUUUUAGAUCUUUGGAAUAAAUUUUUUCUUGAACACCACAAAAGAUCAAUCCCAAAAGAUACUUGGAAUCUUCUGUUAGACUUUGGAAAUAUGAUUGCAGAUGAUAUGUCAAACUAUGAUGAAGAAGGAGCAUGGCCUGUUCUCAUAGAUGAUUUUGUAGAAUAUGCACGACCAGUAGUCACAGGAGUAAAGCGUAAAACCUCCUAACCACAGACACUUCCAAAUGGACUAAGUUUGCAGUCUGAACUCUAUCAGGUAAUGAAGAUGUUUUCGCCAAUAACUGUGCACACCGUCACUGGUUUCAAUGCCACUGACAAAACUUGAAAUAGCUCCUAAAGAAAAUGAUGGCUGACACAUGGACACAGCAAGAAGAAACUCAAGAUAUCUUGAGGAUAUUGGCUGUUCAUAGGAUAUUGGCUGUUCAUAGGAUAUUGGCUUCAAUUAUUGUGCUGGUUGUAUCAUAUAGGAUGUAGAUUUUGCAUGAUUUUAUACUUUGGGGAAGUUUAACUAGAGGCCAUUUUAAAGUUUUGACAGUACGGCAUGCCACUGAGUUCAUGAUCCAAGAUGAACACCAGCAGUUGCAUAAUUAAAACUGUAUUAUAUUGUACUUAUAUUAAAAGCAGUAUUUGUGGUAUAUAAAUUAAAUCCCUAAAUAAAACUUAUGUAGUAUGUUGUAUUUUUAUACAAGUCAGCUCUGUGUAAGUUUCUGCCGUAAUAUAAACUUGUAACAAAACA
This is a messenger RNA of Gopherus evgoodei (Goodes thornscrub tortoise), 1569 nucleotides long. RefSeq names its product defective in cullin neddylation 1 domain containing 2 (gene DCUN1D2). Gene Ontology annotation, biological process: positive regulation of ubiquitin-protein transferase activity; protein neddylation. The record is from RefSeq and is a predicted model, not a curated record. The transcript has 8 exons. Gene Ontology annotation, cellular component: ubiquitin ligase complex. Lineage: Eukaryota; Metazoa; Chordata; Testudines; Testudinidae. Gene Ontology annotation, molecular function: ubiquitin-like protein binding; ubiquitin conjugating enzyme binding; cullin family protein binding.